This is a messenger RNA of Cyclocybe aegerita, 1188 nucleotides long. NCBI's taxonomy places the organism in Eukaryota, Fungi, Basidiomycota, Agaricomycetes, Agaricales, Hemipholiotaceae. The record is from the annotation of a GenBank genome assembly.
AUGGGACGACGGAAAAUUGAGAUACAGCCGAUUACUCACGAGAGGAAUCGGUCGGUAACCUUUCUAAAACGCAAGAACGGGCUCUUCAAGAAGGCGUACGAGCUAGGCGUUCUGUGCUCCAUCGAUGUUGCUGUCAUUAUAUUUGAGGAUCGCCCAGGUCAUGAACUCAAACUGCACCAGUACUGCUCAGGAGAUAUCAGGGACAUCGUACAGCGUCAGUUAAGGCACGCCGGCGAGAAGGAUCUCAAGGGACCCAACGACUUUUCUGGGACGGCAGCUGUAGAUGCGGACGGUGAUGACGAUGCACCGGAAGAGGAGGAGGAGCCACCUGCAUCUUCACGAGGGAAGAGAAAAGCGGCUGUGGCCGCAAAUGCGAAGUUGAGCAUGCCAUCGGAUAUCGACCCUGAAUACAAGCCCUCCCACCGAAAUGGGCCGUCUUCAGCACCACGCACUCGCAGAAAUGCUUCUGCAGCACCUACUUCAUCCCACCACGGCCGCUUUGACGACAACAACAGCGUCAGCUCUCUUUUACCCGUCUCCAACGACCGUGUCUCCAGCAUUCGCGAAUCUCUACCCCGUGCCAGCAAGCGGCUCCGUACAGGCGAGCCUGCUCGUUCGACACGGUCGACCGCCCAUGUCAGUGCACCCAGUCGCUCGCCUUCGACGGACGGACGAGCACCAUCGGAGCUCUAUCUCCCUGAUACGUCGCAAGGGUCGCCUGGAGGACGGUUUGGGCGACACCAAGAUCCAGGUCUGGCGCUGCAGCAUCCAUACUCGGGCCAGGGGUUCAACCAGCCGUAUAACCCCCUCUUUCCGACGGGCAGCCACGCAUCGCCGCCACCGCAGGGGUUCGGGGCUGGACAUCCCUAUGGUGUUCGGAAUGGAUACGGCCAUCAAGAGGAGUACGACCGCUCUGGUGCAUACGGACAACAUUCCGGGAUGAUGCGUCCACCGCAGCACCAGACGGGCUAUCCACACCAGAUGAAGGAGGAGAGGUUUCGAGACGAACGCGAUGCGGAGAGAGGGAGGUUUGGUGCCGGUUCCGGUGCCAGCUUCGACCGAGGACGGCCAAGACAGGUGCAGACAUGUUCGCAGUGUUCCUUGAGGCGGACGAGAGGAGUCGACAGAUGGAAGCUGCGCAGGCCCAACGCGAACAGCACCAGCAGAACCAGAUACCGAUGGAUCUAG